This is a messenger RNA of Xylaria bambusicola, 1563 nucleotides long. RefSeq names its product sterigmatocystin 8-O-methyltransferase. The coding region runs from base 1 to 1176 and encodes 391 amino acids. Gene Ontology annotation, molecular function: O-methyltransferase activity. NCBI's taxonomy places the organism in Eukaryota, Fungi, Ascomycota, Sordariomycetes, Xylariales, Xylariaceae. The record is from RefSeq and is a predicted model, not a curated record. The transcript has 6 exons.
AUGACUUCGGUUACUUCUCUACUCGACACUAUCCAGUCUCUAAGCCUCAAGCUUGAACAAGAGGAUGAUGUAAAAGUUCGCAAUGAAGCGGUUCAGCUAUCGAGGCAACUUACUGCCAUGCUAUCGCGGCCCGAAGACGUGGCCGCGGAGAUGAUAUUCACACCAUUUAUACCGAUCGCUGUCAAAAUCGCGAUUGAGAUGAAUGUCAUUGAACACAUCGUCAAAGCUACCGGUCCUAUUACUUCGGACGAGUUGGCCAAGCUAACCAACGCCGAAGAACUUCUCAUCAGCCGCGUACUUCGUGUCAUCGCGUCGGUUGGCCUUGUGGCGAAUGUGGGUGAUAGGACCUGGCAAGCAACGCCAGUAACGAAGGCAAUGGCUUUUGAAGGUGUAUCUGCAGGGUACAGAAUGAUUGAGGAAAUGGUCAUGGGCGCCGCAGUUAAGGCUCCCAAAUAUCUGAGAGAAACUGGAUACCGCUGCCCGACCAAUCCAAGUGACGGGUUCAUGCAAUACGCGUUCCAGACGAAGCUCUCUUCAUUCGAACUCUUCCAUUCAAUCCCAUGGGUUAUGGAAAACUUCAACAAGUUCAUGGGAAGCUCUAUGGGUGCCAGGCAGAUUUGGACAGACUGGUAUCCCAUGCAAGAGCAGCUAAUAGAUGGUUUCGAUCCCGAAACGCCUCUUCUUGUUGACAUUGGAGGCGGUUGGGGUCACGAUAUACUUGCCUUUCAUACGAAGUAUCCCAACAAAGGUAAAUUGAUUUUACAAGACCUACCGGAUGUUGUUAAGGACAAGCAAGAAUUCCCUGAUGGAGUCGAAGCGAUGGGCUAUGAUUUCUUCACCGAGCAGCCAGUUAAAGGCGCCCGAGCGUAUUUCUACCAUCAUAUUUUACAUGAUUGGUCGGACUACAAAUGCGAGGAGAUCUUACAGCAAGUGAAGAAUGCAAUGAAGCCCGGCUACUCCAAGCUCUACAUCCAUGAAAUGAUAGUCCCAGAUGCGCAAGCGUCUGCCUAUGUAGCUAUGCUUGACAUGACAAUGAUGUGUUUCAACGCUGGGAUGGAAAGGACUACGCGGCAGUGGGAAGAGCUUCUGGCAAGGGUCGGUCUCGAAGUUGUCAAGGUGUGGACAGCACCAGAGGAUGGUGCUGGCGGCAUUGUAGAGGCGAUGGUCAAGGAAUGAGACCCUAGAAGGCAUGGGAGUGCGCCGAGUCGCUUUAUUCCCAUCGCAACCAUUUCCUAACGCAACUACAUAAUACUCGCUGUAAAAUAAGUAUCACAUCAUGAUAUUAGUAGAUACCGGCGAGCUGGUUCCAAUUGACUGUCUAAUACUUCGGACAUGCUAGAAUCAGCAUCAGCCUACCAGCUCAUGAUAGGACCAAUGCUCAAAACGAGUCCCUUGAUGUAACCCAUAAGUUGGGUACUAGAAAAUCCUUCGCCACGUGCAGCACGCACAGAAAAUCAUGCUGAAUAUGUCCGAGCCUUACCAUUCCUGAGAUUUAUAGCAGUCUUCACCGUGCCCUCCGUGAUAUGGAUAGAAGCUUCCUCUUCUGGACAUCGUAUCAUACGA